Molecule: messenger RNA, 1236 nt
Organism: Aspergillus puulaauensis
Lineage: Eukaryota; Fungi; Ascomycota; Eurotiomycetes; Eurotiales; Aspergillaceae
Product: glycerophosphodiester phosphodiesterase family protein
Exons: 1
Coding region: 1-1236 (411 amino acids)
Biological process (GO): lipid metabolic process
Molecular function (GO): glycerophosphodiester phosphodiesterase activity
Source: RefSeq, a predicted model, not a curated record
AUGCACGCCCUCUCGCUCCUCAUCGCCGCCGGCGUUGCCGUCGCUGCUCCAGCCUCCAAGCCGCAGCAAACUCCUGCGGUGACCAACAUCCAGGUCGGUCCGCGACCUUUCUGGCUCGUCGACCAGAUGGACGAGAGCCCGCUCAAGGAGAAGCUCGAGUCGUGCACCGAGAAGCCCAUCCACCACGCGCCUUUCUUCUCCAUCUCCCACCGCGGUGGCCCGCUCCAAUUCCCCGAGCACAGUCGCGAGGGACUCUAUGCCGGUGCUCGCAUGGGCGCUGGUGUCUUAGAGUGCGAUGUCGCAUUCACUAGCGACCGUCAGCUCGUGUGCCGCCACUCGCAGUGCGACCUGCACACCACCACCGACAUCCUCCUAAUCCCCGAGCUUGCGAAGAAAUGCACUACGCCUUUCCAGCCAGCGACAAAGGACUCUGAGGCGACAGCCAAAUGCUGCACCUCCGACAUCAGCCACGACGAAUUCCUCUCGCUGUGCGCCAAGAUGGACUCGUCCAACCCUAACGCCACGACCCCAGAGGAAUACCAGUACGGUGGCCCCAGCUGGCGCACAGAAACAUACGAUAAUUGCGCUACCACCGUGGACCACAAAACCUACAUCGAAAUCACCAAGAGCCUGGGCUUGCAGUUCACCCCGGAGCUCAAGACCCCCCAGGUCAAGAUGCCCUUCCAGGGCAACUACACGCAGGCGAUCUACGCCCAGCAGCUCAUCGACGAGUACAAGCAGGCCGGCAUCAGCCCCUCGCGCGUGUGGCCACAGUCCUUCCUCGAGGACGAUAUCCUGUACUGGAUCAAGGCCGAGCCCAGCUUCGCCAAGCAGGCCAUCUACCUCGACCCGCGCGUCGACACGGAAGAGGGCUACCAGACGGCCGUUUCCGACAUGGAGAAGCUGUACAAGCAGGGCGUGCGCACCCUGGCGCCGCCCAUCUUCGCUCUGCUGAACGGCACGAACAGUGGGGAGAUUGUCCCCUCGACGUACGCGAAGGCUGCGAAGAAGGCUGGCUUCGACCUCAUCACUUGGUCCCUGGAGCGCGCGGGACCCCUCAAGCAGGCUGCUGCGAACAAAGAUUACUACAUCUCGACCAUCGCGGAUGUGAUCAAGGGCGAUGGUGAUAUGUAUCGCAUUGUCGAUGCGUUGACCCAAAAGGUUGGUGUCAAGGCCAUCUUCUCCGACUGGCCCGCCACAGUGACCUACUACGCCAACUGCUUCGGACUGAAAUGA